Molecule: messenger RNA, 1005 nt
Organism: Arctia plantaginis
Lineage: Eukaryota; Metazoa; Arthropoda; Insecta; Lepidoptera; Erebidae
Source: the annotation of a GenBank genome assembly
AUGGACAUAAUACACCGGUUACACUAUUUAGUUCUGUCACAAAAAUCUGAUUUAAUGACUAUGGAACGUGAACAAAGAAUGAGAGUUCGACGACAAUCCAGCCUACCUGAAUACAGUAAAGCAAGUAAAACCAGGCAGCGAUUAGAGCAAGCAUAUUUUAAUGAUCGAGAGCUGUUUGCAGCAAAAGCGGACAGUGGCGCAACAGCAGUAGAUCGUAAACUGUCGUCAUCAUCAGCAGGAAGCAUGAAGAACAAAUGGCUAAAGGCGUUCAGGAGUCUCAAGCCGCCCAGUGUCCCUCCACCCCAUGCUGCCCCACCAGACAAGAGGAAUGGAGCUGCAAGAGACGCAAUGCGUGGCGGCGGGGACUCCGAGGCACAUAACUUUCAAGAAUACACCUACAAGAAAAUCACGCCGUGUGAUGUUUGUUCACAGGUACUCAGAGGGCAUACUAGACAGGGAUUGCGCUGUCGCCUCUGCAAGAUGAACGUGCACACUGAUUGUAUGCCACAGGUCGGCAAGUGUGUGACAAAGUCACGACUGCUACGAAGACAGAAGAGCACAUCUGAGAUAGAAUCCCACAGGGUACAAGAAACAGCGUUCGACGACGAAAGGGUGGAGGACGGGUGGCUGCCGGGACAGAGAUUAACCAAGAUCUCAUUCAAGGGAUCGGUCGACUUCGAUGACGAUUUUGAUAGCUACUAUGACGAGGAGGAGGAAGUGGAUCAAACCUAUCAAGUUCUGAAGCGGGCCAACGAAAUAGCGAAGCCGGGUGGGGAAUCGCGCGGGGGCCCAGUAGUGCGCGUGUCGGCCCCGGAGGAGCCACCGCCCGCGCGCUCGCCGGCGCGGCCGACCGCCGGACUGGCCGUAGCACCGCAGCCCGUCUCCUCUAGCUCAGGUCUGGCGCCGCACCCGAGCUCGCUCGCUUCUCCGCUCGAGUCGCGCCGUAGGCUGGCGGCCGCCGUUGGCCGACCGGCAGCUUCACUCAAAUUCACUCGUUUUCAGUAG